Molecule: messenger RNA, 2238 nt
Organism: Nicotiana tabacum (common tobacco)
Lineage: Eukaryota; Viridiplantae; Streptophyta; Magnoliopsida; Solanales; Solanaceae
Product: ABSCISIC ACID-INSENSITIVE 5-like protein 2
Biological process (GO): positive regulation of DNA-templated transcription
Cellular component (GO): nucleus
Molecular function (GO): DNA-binding transcription factor activity
Source: RefSeq, a predicted model, not a curated record
AAUUCUACACAAAAAUCUUCAUAUUAUUUAUCCAUAUUAAAUGUGGAAUUAUAAUCAUAUAAAUAACUUUGUUCCAAACCAAUCCUAUAAAAAUGAUGACAUAGGCAAGAGUGAGGUCAAAAUUGGACAAUUAUAAAUACUACUUAGCAUAUUAAACUAAGGGUUAAGAUUAAUUUAAUUGUUUAAUUAUCUAUUUGAAAGUUGUCUUGGAUGUCUAAUUUUAUAUAGGAGUGCACAUUUUUUUUUUCUUUUUCUAGAGAGAAUAGAAUGUGGGUCUGCUUCUAUUCUUUCCUGAAGUUAGAUUGAGCCUCAGGUUUUUGGCAGCAAAGCAGCAUAUGGUUUCUGGGUUUUUUGUACUCUCAUGGCUGAAUGUUGGACAUAUGUUGCUGCAUGCAAGCUAAUUCAUUCCCUAAGAUUAUUUCCCUUUUUGGGUAUUUCUUUAUUUUCUUGGUAACACUGUUUCUCCCUUCUUUUUUUAACCUCAAUCCCUAGCAUUUUCUUGAAUUUGAUCUGGGUAUUCUGUUUCUUGAUUAUUAUUAUUUUUGAAAUCUGUUGAUGGGUUUUAUGAUUCUCAGUGGAAGUGAUAAAUGGGGUUUGAUUUCUUGAAAUGUCUUUUGAUGUGAAUCAUUGGGCUAAAAGAAUAUUGAAAGAUUAGAACUUUACUUUCUUGGUGUGUUAAAAAAGGAGUCUUUGAUUGAUUUUUGGAGUGGUUGAUUAGUUGGGUAUAUUCAGGCUGGUGAGUGGAAAAUUUAUGUGAUGUUAACCAUUGGCUAAAAGCAUUGAAUGAUUAGAACUUUAGUUUCUUGGUUUGUUAAAAAAGUUGUCUUGCAUUGAUUUUCUGGAGUGGAAAAUUUAUGUGAUGGGAUCUCAGGGUGGUGGUGGUGGUGGUAAUAGUAUGGGUGCAACUCAAGCACAAGACCCGAAGCCCAAUGCUUUGGCUAGGCAAGGAUCAUUAUAUAGCCUCACACUUGAUGAGGUUCAGAAUCAAUUGGGGGAUUUGGGGAAACCACUAAGCAGUAUGAAUCUUGAUGAGCUUCUUAAGACUGUAUGGACUGUUGAAGCUAGUCAAGGAAUGGGGGGAACAGAUUACGGGGUGUUGCAGCAUAGCCAGGUUGCUUCGGGGAGUUCUCUGCAUCGACAGUCGAGCAUUACACUAACCGGUGAUCUGUGUAAGAAGACUGUUGAUCAGGUUUGGCAGGAUAUUCAGCAGGGGCAGAAAAGGGAUAAUAGUGAUAGGAAAAUUCAGGAGAGGCAGCGUACUCUUGGUGAGAUGACACUCGAGGAUUUUUUGGUUAAGGCUGGAGUGGUUGCUGAGCCGACUCCGGGCAAGAGAAGUAGUUCAGGCUCUGAUUCAAUGGCAUUGCCACAACAGCAAGCUCAGUGGUCACAUUAUGCAAUGCCUCAGAUACCACCGCAGCAACCACAACAGCAGAAUAUGCUACCUGUUUUUAUGCCUGGACAUUCGGUUCAACAGCCAUUGGCUGUUGUUGCAAAUCCAAUAAUGGAUGCAGCUUAUCCUGAAUCUCAGAUGACAAUGUCCCCAACUGCUCUGUUGGGCACAUUAUCGGACACACAAACACUUGGAAGAAAGAGAGUUGCACCAGAAGAUGUGGUUGAGAAGACUGUUGAAAGGAGGCAAAAGAGGAUGAUUAAGAAUAGGGAAUCUGCAGCUAGGUCACGAGCAAGGAAGCAGGCUUACACCCAUGAACUGGAGAACAAGGUUUCACGCCUCGAAGAGGAGAAUGAAAGGCUCAAGAGACAGAAGGAGAUAGAGAAGGUGUUACCAAGUGUUCCACCUCCAGAGCCUAAGUAUCAGCUGCGUAGAACAAGCUCCGCCCCUUUCUAACAUCCAGUUUCAUGUAUGAUGAAUAUGUAGAUGCAUAGUGUUCGUUAUGUCAUUGAAAUUUUAUGUUAGCUAGUCAUCAUCCGUCCAUCUCCUUGUUCUCGGUUAACAUCUUUGUUCAGGAGGUUGCCCUUGGCUGUCUCUACUUCUCUAGAUAAGUUUCCUUGUAUGUACAUUUUUAUAGUUUUAACUUGGAAUUAUGCAGACACAUAGUUUUGGUAGUUUCCUUUCCGUUACUGUAAGCAUUUCCAGUAUGAAUGAUUUCUGGACAAGUUCAAAAUGAAGUAUUGUAUGUUUCCAGUUGUAUUAAAACAAAGGGAGAGGGGUAACCUGAAGUUUACGACUCUCAUAUUUGGAUUAAGCUGAAGCUUUGCUCGGUUGUUUUCUAAGUUCAA